Malania oleifera is the source of this 1281-nucleotide messenger RNA. RefSeq lists its product as uncharacterized. The coding region runs from base 169 to 1068 and encodes 299 amino acids. Gene Ontology annotation, molecular function: translation initiation factor activity; RNA binding. NCBI's taxonomy places the organism in Eukaryota, Viridiplantae, Streptophyta, Magnoliopsida, Santalales, Ximeniaceae. The record is from RefSeq and is a predicted model, not a curated record. The transcript has 2 exons. Gene Ontology annotation, cellular component: eukaryotic translation initiation factor 3 complex; cytoplasm.
UACUAAAAUUAAAAGUCAAAAUAUUUAUAAUAAUUGAAUACUAGAAUUGACACUUGAAACCAUAUACAAAAUUCCAACUGGAACUUUUACCAAAGUUGAGAAAUAACCCUAGCCAGACCCUCCCUACUCCCUGGUCCUCCUUCUCUCUCCGUCCCUGUCAGAGUGCCCAUGGCGAUAGACCGACCGGGUUCAGCUUCGACCCAGAAUCCGAUCCAAUCAGGCAAGCUCCGAUGGGGAGAGCUCGAGGAGGACGACGGAGAGGAUCUGGACUUUCUGCUGCUUCCGCGCCAGGUGAUCGGCCCCGACGAGAACGGCGUGAAGAAGGUCAUCGAAUAUAAGUUCAACGAAGAGGGCAACAAAGUCAAGAUCACCACUACCACUCGCAUCCGUAAGCUCGCCAAGGCUCGCCUCAGCAAGCGAGCUGUCGAGCGCCGCUCCUGGGCCAAGUUUGGCGACGCUGUCCACGAGGACGUCGGCAGCCGACUCACAAUGGUCUCCACCGAAGAGAUCGUCCUCGAGCGACCUAGGGCUCCUGGUAGCAAGCCUGAAGAGACCAAGGCUGCAGGAGACUCCUUGGCUCAACUUGGGAAAGGAGGUGCCCUUAUGUUGUGUAGGACUUGUGGUAAGAAGGGUGACCACUGGACUUCAAGGUGCCCUUACAAGGACCUUGCCCCACCACCGGAAGGCUUCAUUGAUAAGCCCCCUGCAUCAGAAACCACAGCAGCUGCUGCUGGAGCUGGCAAGACAACCUAUGUUCCUCCGGGCAUGAGGGCUGGUGCAGAGAGAACCGUACCUGAUAUGAGACGCAGGAAUGAAGAGAACUCCGUUAGGGUCACCAACCUCUCAGAGGACACCCGGGAGCCCGACCUGCUGGAGCUCUUCCGUCCUUUCGGGGCUGUGAGCCGUGUUUAUGUUGCUAUUGAUCAGAAAACUGGCAUGAGCAGGGGAUUUGGCUUCGUCAAUUUCGUGAACAAGGAAGAUGCUCAAAAAGCCAUCAACAAGCUAAAUGGGUAUGGCUAUGACAAUCUCAUCCUCAGAGUUGAAUGGGCCACGCCAAGAACAAACUAGAAUGUACUUUAAUUCUGAAACAAGCUUAAAGAAUUGUUUUAUUUAUUAUUUUUUAAAUACUUAAAAAGUAUAUGCUGGACACUCGACCUCUUUUCAAUUUGUCUCCGAUGAUUUGUUGUUGCAGGGUUUUUUGUUUGCUGGAGAUCAAUCUUAUGUCUCUGUUGCUGGCAUAUUUUCAGCUAAAUAAUGUUUUAGUAACAUCAUUUUAGUUUA